Molecule: messenger RNA, 1870 nt
Organism: Owenia fusiformis
Lineage: Eukaryota; Metazoa; Annelida; Polychaeta; Sabellida; Oweniidae
Source: the annotation of a GenBank genome assembly
AUGGCGCGGAAGAUUGGUCGAGAUCUGGCCAAUGGAUCCUCUGAUUCAACAGACAAUGAAUUUGAGAAAAAGGAUGGUGAUUGGAGAAAGGAAGCGGCAACAAAUACGCUCGACUUUACAUUUGUGAUAAGGCAUAGAAGAAAGUGUGAUCGAAAGAUGGCGCUCAUAAAUCCGGUUGUAAUAGUGUUGGUGGUUCACGCUUUGACCGCAGCCUCAGAUUCCCUUUGCAAUACUGGUAUUUCCAUUCCCUGGAACGGUGGUUACCAGUGCAUUUGUCCACCAAACAAACAAGGCAAAAACUGUAGUGAAGAUGUUCCAAAUGCUGAUAAUUGUACUUGGCCUGGAAAUGAGAACGCAUGUUCCUCAGCUCCAUGUCAUGGAGAGGCAGCCGUGUGUAUAAACACAUUUGGUGGGAAUUUUAAAUGCUUAUGCCCAACCGGGACAAAUGGUAGUCGUUGUAGUCGAGGGGAGUAUUGCUUUCCCUGCUCAAGUAAAAGAUGGAGGAAUGUCACUUGUACUGUGUUCGACAAAAGGCCAUUCUUGGCAUCCAUGUCUAUGGAAGACGUAACACUCAAGACUCAGGUAUCAAGGACACAAUGCACGAUGAUUGACAAAUGGGACUUCGAUUACAGCACAGGGACCCUGUGGGUAGCUAAAGGUUGCAGAGGCGAGUUUUGUGUGCACUUUCAAGAAUCUGAAUCAGCUACACCAGCUACAUCAGCUACACCAGCGACAUCAGCUACACCAGCUACAUCAGCUACCCCAGCUACAUCAGCUACGGCGGCUACAUCAGCUACCCUAGCUACAUCAGCUACACCAGCUACACCAGCUACAUCAGCUACACCGACUACAUCAGCUACACCAGCUACAUCAGCUACCCCAGCUACAUCAGCUACCCCAGCUACAUCAGCUACACCAGCGACAUCAGCUACACCAGCUACAGCGGCUACAUCAGCUACACCGACUACAUCAGCUACCACAGCUACAUCAGCUACACCAGUAACAUCAGCUUCACCAGGUACCACAGAACGACAAGGGAAUACAGCCUGUAUUAAUGGCAUUACUGGCAAGGUAGAAAUUGAAACAACAGAAGACACAGUUGAAGCCCAAUGUAUCAACGGCUCGUUAGUGAUCGCCAACAGGUUUGAUGGUUCGGUCGAUUUCAAUAGAAAUUGGACUGAUUACAAAAGCGGAUUUGGUCAGGUAGACGGAGAAUACUUCUUAGGCCUUAAUAAUCUCAGAUCCAUUUCAAGUAAAGGGAGCUACAAACUUCGUAUUGAGCUAACUACUUGGCCAGAUCAAGGUAGUGUUACCAAAUAUGCGGAAUAUGAUGAUUUCAACAUAGGGCCAGAGGAUGAUAACUUUAGACUUAGUAUUGGAAACUAUUCAGGAACCGCAGGUCAUAGCUUGGCGCAGGAUAAUGGUGAUCAGUUUUCUACGAUAGACAGAGACCAUGAUUCUAACCGUUUUGGAUCGUGUGCCACAUUGAGGUCGGGGGCAUGGUGGUUUUCAAGCUGCUCAAAGUCUAAUAUAUUUGGACCUUAUAUGUCUUCAUCCAAAUGCGUUUCGGAAUUUAAAUGCAUAGUUUGGCAGGAUUGGCCAACACCGAUUGGUGACCCAAAUGUAAGGUUCUACUCAUUUAAAGAAAUGAGGAUGAUGAUUAGAUUAGUUUAAUAUUAAUCAAAAAAUGCACCCGACAAUCCAAAGCUUGCAUAGCAUGGGACAUUUCCUGGGAAGAGACUUGACAAUUGUUUUUUUCACCAUGACAAAAAACAGUUGUUCACACAUUUUUCUGUAUAUAUUUUGAAAAACCUUGUGAUAUAUCGAAUAAAAGUAAAUCUUUCCAAACCAAUUAUAAAUUGGCUAACAC